AUGUCCUCCUCGAUUCAAACCGUGGGUGUGAUCGGCGCAGGCGUCAUCGGAGCCAGCUGGACAGCACUCUUCCUGGCCAAGGGCCUCAAAGUGAUUGUAACAGACCCAGCGCCAGGAGCCGAGGCAAAACUGCGCGACUACUUGCAGGAGUAUUGCUCCGAGGUACCGAAUGCUACGGUUGCUCCUGCCGCUUGUCUGAAGAACUACACAUUCGUCGAGGACAUCGAGCCUUACCUCGGAAGCCUAGACUUGAUUCAAGAAAAUGGACCGGAGAGAUUGGACUUUAAACGCCGUCUGUUUGCACAGUUGGACGCAAAGACACCUCCUCAUAUCCUCAUCGCAUCUUCGUCCUCCGGCCUUCCUUCGUCAGAAUUUGUCACUGAAUGCUCUCACAACCCAUCUCGAAUCCUCAUCGGCCACCCCUUCAACCCUCCUCACUUGGUGCCUCUCGUCGAAGUUGUCCCUCAUCCAGGAACAAGUCAAGACUAUGUGACGGGUGCAUACAAUUUCUACAAAAGCCUCGACAGAGAGCCGGUGGUCGUGAAUCAGGAAACACCUGGUUUCAUCGCCAAUCGGCUACAAGCAGCCAUAUGCGCAGAAGCGUACAGUCUCGUAUCACGAGGAAUUGUCUCCGCCGAAGAUCUUGACAAAACCGUCACGUCCGGCCUCGGCCUGCGCUGGGCACUGACAGGGCCGAUAAUGACAAAUACUCUUGGGGGAGGGGGAGACUUUACCCAUUUCAUGGAUCAUCUGGGCCCGGCGUUGAAAUCGUGGCUCGACGAUAUGGCGGUGAACAAAUUUGACUUGGGAUCCGAGGAUCAAGUGAACGGCUUAAAGAAGAAUGUCAAUGGGUGGAUCUCGCAAGUCGACCUGAAGAAGGUUGAAGGAAAUCGUGAUUUGCUAUUGGCUAAUCUGGUCAAGGGCAAGCUAGACCAAACAGCGAAUCAAUAG
This is a messenger RNA of Aspergillus vadensis CBS 113365, 951 nucleotides long. RefSeq names its product 3-hydroxyacyl-CoA dehyrogenase. The record is from RefSeq and is a predicted model, not a curated record. The transcript is spliced from 3 exons. Gene Ontology annotation, molecular function: NAD+ binding; oxidoreductase activity, acting on the CH-OH group of donors, NAD or NADP as acceptor. Gene Ontology annotation, biological process: fatty acid metabolic process. Lineage: Eukaryota; Fungi; Ascomycota; Eurotiomycetes; Eurotiales; Aspergillaceae. The coding region runs from base 1 to 951 and encodes 316 amino acids.